This is a messenger RNA of Strongylus vulgaris, 789 nucleotides long. Lineage: Eukaryota; Metazoa; Nematoda; Chromadorea; Rhabditida; Strongylidae. The record is from the annotation of a GenBank genome assembly.
AUGAAUUGGUACGAUUUUCUGGGAAAAUGUGGUAAAACUCUCAAAAUUUUAGCACUAUUCCAUCCAUAUUCCCGUCGACUGCACCUCGUGAUGUUAUUGGGAUUUGGAUUUUGUUGCACUACAUUUAUGCGGAUGCAUCUGGCCAUAACCAUGACAUGCAUGGUAAAUUCGACUGCGAUAUCACUAAUGGAAGAGGAAGUCUAUUAUCCUGAACAUUUCAAUAGCACUAUUGACUACGAGUUAGUUGAGCAGAGACGAGCAGAAGAUGGACAUACGAUAGUUGUGGAUUAUGGGGGUACGCUGACAUGGUCUCAUCAAAUGCAAAAUUUCAUCUUUUCUGGGACAUUUUGGGGUGCACUCGUCGUUGUAGGCCCAUCCACUUUGGUUUAUCAUCGGUGCUCACCUCGCCUACUGCUUGUUGCAGCAGUUGCAAUAUAUAUUGUCUCAACAGCUGUAACUCCUUUUCUAGCCGUGCAUUUUGGAACUUAUCCCGUUUUCAUAGCUCGUGUUUUUAUGGGAUUUGGAGAGGGUUUUGUUAUACCAUCCAUUAACGCAAUGAUUGCAAAUUGGUUUCCUGUUGAAGAAAAGGGUACGGUAUUAGCACUGUAUACGACCGGAAAUCAAUUCGCAGGUACGUCGCAGUUAUCUUUCAAAAAGAAUUUGCAAAUGAAUUAUUGUAGCAAGCAAGACAAGAAAUUUCCAGGUGCCGCUGGAAAUCCCCUUGCAGCUGCGUUCUGUGCCUCGUCUCUGGGAUGGCCUGCUGUUUUCUAUUUCAUAGGUGACAAUUAA